AUGGGCCCAAAGAGAGAGCUUAAAUUUGCUCUUGAAUCUUUUUGGGAUGGAAAGAGCAGCGCUGAGGAUUUGCAGAAGGUGGCAAGCGAUCUCAGAGCCUCCAUCUGGAAACAGAUGGCUGGUGCUGGAAUCAAGUACAUCCCGAGCAACACCUUCUCAAACUAUGAUCAGGUGCUGGAUACCACUACUAUGCUUGGUGCUGUAUCGCCCAGGUACAACUGGACUGGUGGCGAAAUUGGAUUUGACACCUACUUCUCCAUGGCCAGAGGAAAUGCCACUGUUCCUGCAAUGGAAAUGACUAAGUGGUUUGAUACAAACUACCACUUCAUUGUCCCCGAGUUGGGUCCUAAUGUGAAAUUCAGUUAUGCUUCCCAUAAGGCAGUGAAUGAAUACAAGGAGGCUAAGGCACUUGGUGUAGAUAAUGUUCUUAUUGGACCAGUGUCAUACUUGCUGUUAUCUAAACCUGCCAAGGGUGUUGAAAAAUCAUUCGCAUUGUUGUCCCUUCUUGACAAGAUCCUUCCAAUCUACAACGAAGUUGUUACUGAAUUGAAAGGAGCUGGUGCUUCUUGGAUCCAGUUUGAUGAACCAAACCUUGUAAUGGACAUUGAGCCUCACCAAUUGGAGACAUUCACUAAAGCCUACUCUGACUUGGAGUCAAUUCUAUCUGGUCUUAAUGUUUUUAUUGAGACAUACUUUGCUGAUGUCCCUGCUGCGACAUACAAAACCCUCACUUCUUUGAAGGGUGUUACUGCAUUUGGUUUUGACUUAGUCCGUGGAUCUCAGACCCUUGAUUUGAUUAAGGGUGGAUUUCCUUCUGGCAAGUACUUUUUUGCUGGAGUUGUUGAUGGAAGGACUCUGUUACAUCAUGCCAUUCUUUGUGGCAAUGCUGGAGCUGUCAAGAUUCAAAAACAGAAACCAGUGAGACAGGUGUUAUGA
Messenger RNA from Ipomoea nil (Japanese morning glory), 936 nucleotides. RefSeq names its product 5-methyltetrahydropteroyltriglutamate--homocysteine methyltransferase-like. Gene Ontology annotation, molecular function: zinc ion binding; 5-methyltetrahydropteroyltriglutamate-homocysteine S-methyltransferase activity. NCBI's taxonomy places the organism in Eukaryota, Viridiplantae, Streptophyta, Magnoliopsida, Solanales, Convolvulaceae. The transcript has a single exon. Bases 1 to 936 code for a protein of 311 amino acids. The record is from RefSeq and is a predicted model, not a curated record. Gene Ontology annotation, biological process: amino acid biosynthetic process.